Messenger RNA from Lepidothrix coronata (blue-crowned manakin), 1932 nucleotides. It is a transcript of the gene ERP44, whose product is annotated as endoplasmic reticulum protein 44. The coding region runs from base 127 to 1443 and encodes 438 amino acids. Lineage: Eukaryota; Metazoa; Chordata; Aves; Passeriformes; Pipridae. The record is from RefSeq and is a predicted model, not a curated record. The transcript is spliced from 13 exons.
GGGGCCCCGCGGUGGAACUUGCCCGGGUGUUUCCUGGCGACGGGGGGAAGUGGAGGAGCCGCCGCCGCCGCCGCGGAGAGUGGGAGCCGCGCUUCUCCCCGCUCCCUGCCGGGCGCCUGAUCUACCAUGAGACCCGCCAUCUUCCCGCUCCUGCCUGACCCUGGCUGCCUCCUGCUCCUCCUGAAAAAGAAGGAAGAGCAACAGCAACACAGGACUGAAUCUCGAUGGUUUUACUGUACGGGCAAACACUUCAUACACUACGAAGGUCUGCAUCACAAAGUGUCUUGGCUUUUUAGUCCAGCAAGAAGUGAAAUAACAAGUCUAGAUAGUGGAAACAUAGAUGACAUUUUAAACAAUGCAGAUGUUGCUUUAGUUAAUUUUUAUGCUGAUUGGUGCCGCUUCAGCCAAAUGCUGCAUCCUAUUUUUGAGGAAGCUUCUAACGUAAUUAAGGAAGAGUAUCCAGAUAAGAAUCAAGUGGUGUUUGCUAGAGUAGACUGUGAUCAGCAUUCUGAUAUAGCUCAGAGGUACAGGAUAAGCAAAUACCCGACUCUGAAACUCUUCCGGAAUGGCAUGAUGAUGAAGAGGGAAUACAGGGGCCAGAGAUCUGUGACAGCAAUAGCAGAUUACAUCAGGCAGCAGAAGAGUAACCCCAUUCGGGAGGUCCAGGAUUUGGAAGAAAUUAGUUCUCUUGAUCGCAGCAGAAGGAAUAUUGUUGGAUACUUUGAGCAAAAGGACUCAGACAAUUACAGAACCUUUGAAAGAGUAGCGAAUAUUUUGCAUGAUGAUUGUGUGUUCCUAUCUGCCUUUGGGGCUAUUUCAAAAGCAGAGAGAUUUAGCGGAGACAAUAUAAUCUACAAGCCACCAGGGGAAAAUGCUCCAGAUAUGGUGUAUUUAGGCUCGCUAACCAAUUUUGAUUUGGUUUAUGCAUGGACACAAGAUAAAUGUGUACCACUAGUUAGAGAAAUUACGUUUGAAAAUGGGGAGGAACUGACAGAAGAAGGUCUUCCUUUUCUCAUACUUUUCCAUAUGAAAGAUGACUUGGAGAGUUUAGAGAAAUUCCAACAGGAGGUUGCACGACAGUUAAUAGGUGAAAAAGGUACAAUAAACUUCCUCCAUGCUGACUGUGACAAAUUCAGGCACCCACUCCUGCACAUUCAGAAGACUCCAGCAGACUGUCCUGUCAUUGCCAUUGAUAGCUUCAGGCACAUGUAUGUCUUUCCAGACUUCAGUGACUUGUCAAUUCCAGGUAAACUGAAGCAAUUUGUACUAGACUUGCAUUCUGGAAAACUGCAUAGAGAGUUUCAUCAUGGCCCGGAUCCAACUGAUGUAGCACCUGGUCAGCCAAUUCAGGAUUUAGCAAGCAGCCCACCAGAAAGCUCAUUCCAGAAACUGGCACCCAGUGAACAUAGGUACACCUUAUUGAGGGAAAAAGAUGAACUUUAAAAACUUGAAAUAAUCUUGCAAGCCUUUCAGACAGCAGCGUUGACUUCUGUGUGGUGGAAAUAGUAAACCUAUAUUUUCAUAAUUCUAUGUGUAUUUUUAUUUUGAAUAAACUGAAAAAUAAUUUUUUCUCCCCAGGCUUGUAAAUACAUUUGUUUGGUGGGUCAUUCUGUACAGCAUCUUUCAAACAGUACAUUCUUAAUGCUAUCGUAAAAUAUCAGAGACCCAUCCAGACUCUUGAUCUAACUCUGUUCUGUAAAACUUUUAUAAUCCAAAUGAAGGUAUCCUUGCCAGAGACAUGCUGUUAACUUGCACUAUCCCAUUAAAUAGGACUUCUGGGUUGUUUUCUGUGUAACCUUGGUAGUAUGUGCUUUUUCUUCUUCAUGUGAACAGCUAUCCUGGUAAUCUAUUUCUUUGUCACAUUUUUCUCCAACUUAAGAGGGUCUUCUAUUCUGGAUACUUGGGAGGGGAAUAAAUUAAAGUUUUACAGAA